Fomitiporia mediterranea MF3/22 is the source of this 1285-nucleotide messenger RNA. Its product is annotated as protein disulfide isomerase. NCBI's taxonomy places the organism in Eukaryota, Fungi, Basidiomycota, Agaricomycetes, Hymenochaetales, Hymenochaetaceae. Gene Ontology annotation, molecular function: protein disulfide isomerase activity. The transcript has 11 exons. Gene Ontology annotation, biological process: protein folding. Bases 27 to 1178 code for a protein of 383 amino acids. Gene Ontology annotation, cellular component: endoplasmic reticulum. The record is from RefSeq and is a predicted model, not a curated record.
AGGUCACCACUCACUCACAUACCAUCAUGUUCGCUCGCCUUUCUGUUCUGGCGACGACCCUUUUCGCCGUGGUCGUGGCCGCAUCCAACGUUGUGGAACUCAACCCCGAUAACUUUGACGACUUCGUCGGGAAGGGGAAGCCUGCACUCGUUGAAUUUUUUGCUCCCUGGUGUGGUCACUGCAAGAACCUUGCACCAGUAUAUGAGGAGUUAGCAAAUGCUUAUGCACAUGCGAAGGACAAAGUAGUUAUCGCUAAGGUGGAUGCAGAUGGUGUCGGCAAGCCUCUGGGCAAGCAAUACGGCGUCACUGGCUAUCCUACUCUCAAAUGGUUCAACGCCGAUGGUGGCGAGCCAGAUAAAUACGAGGGUGCCCGUGAUUUGGAAGCUCUCGCUACAUUCGUUACUCAAAAGUCUGGUGUCAAGGCGAAAAUAAAGGGCCCACCUCCAGGUGUUACUCUCAUCUUGGAUGCUCACACUUUUGAUGACGUGGUUAUGGACAAUACGAAGGAUGUCUUGGUUGCAUUCACUGCUCCUUGGUGUGGUCACUGCAAGCGUAUGAAGCCUAUAUAUGAGGACGUUGCAAAGACUUUCCUUCCUGAAACUAAUUGUGUGGUGGCAAAUGUGGACGCCGACGCAAAGGUCAAUGCUCCGCUUGCACAAAAAUACGAGAUCGGCUCCUUCCCGACCUUGAAGUUCUUCUCGAAAGACAACAAGGAACCAGAAGACUAUGAAGGUGAACGAACUGAAAAGGCCUUCGUCGAUUUCCUUAACGAGAAGUGCGGUACCCACCGCGCUGUUGGUGGUGGACUCAAUGAUGAGGCCGGCCGUAUCCCCGAAUUUGAUGCCCUUGCUGCCAAAUUCUUCGCUGCUGUAUCAGACGUAAGGAGCUCCAUCCUAGAUGAGGCAACUGCCUUGGCGAAAGGCGCUGGAGCUGCCGCUCAGCAUUAUUUGAAGGUCAUGAGCAAAGUGGUGAACGGUUCCGAAGAGUAUCUCCAGAAGGAAUCUGCUCGAUUGGCAUCUAUACUCGCCAAGCGAACCUUGAACGAAAAGAAGCUCGACGAGAUCAAGAUCAAGGCUAACAUUCUCAAGUCCUUUGCAGCUGAAAAGGCAGAAGAGGUAAAGGACGAGGCAGAAGAGGUGAAAGAAUCUGCCGAAAAGGUAGCUAGAGAGGAGUUGUAGAGAGUACAUUUGCACUUUACUGUAUUGUACACACUUCACCUACUCACUCGCCUUUACACAAUUUAGCUUUCUCUUUAUAUAUUCUGCAAUGCAAGGCUGAUUAAGAC